Molecule: messenger RNA, 291 nt
Organism: Penicillium mononematosum
Lineage: Eukaryota; Fungi; Ascomycota; Eurotiomycetes; Eurotiales; Aspergillaceae
Exons: 1
Coding region: 1-291 (96 amino acids)
Biological process (GO): phosphorelay signal transduction system
Source: RefSeq, a predicted model, not a curated record
AUGACCACCUUCAUGCGCAAAAUAAACUGCAGCUACGACAGAACCCACAACGGCCUCGUCGCACUGGAGAAAUACAAAUCUUCCAACCUUCGCUACGAUUUCGUGCUGAUGGAUGUUUCAAUGCCAGUUAUGGACGGCCUCGUCUCAACAAGCAAGAUCCGCGAAUUCGAACGCGAACAUAACAUCAGACCUUCUUGCAUCAUGGCUGUGACUGAAGUCUCCUCCGCAGGUUGGAUUCUCUUCGGGUUUGAUGUGUAUAUAGAACGAAUAGAACAUAAACAUUGCGUUUGA